ACCACGGCUGUAACUGUGCGGAUACUUGUCUCUCUGCAGACCUCCAUCCAUCUUCUUUCAGCUAUGUCUCCUAACACCAGUGUUCUUCUUCUCAUCACUUUCUGGGCGUCCAUGCAGGAUGGUUCGGGUCUUCCAGUGAUGAAACAGCUGGAAUUGGAGGCCGGUGAAGGUGUCCUACCACAGACAGAGAGGACCAAGCGUUGUGCCUGCAGCAGCCCAAUGGACUCUGAGUGCCACUACUUCUGCCACCUGGAUAUAAUCUGGGUCAACACACCCAGUAAGACAACAGUUUAUGGUCUAGGCAGUGCUCUGUCCAGACGCAGGAGGUCCACUUGGCGCUGCACCUGUGCCAACCCUGUUGAUCAGACCUGCACCAGCUUCUGCCUUCACAGCUCAGAAAUCACUUCCACAAAGGGAUCUGUAAAGAGACGUCAACUCAACAUAUUCAACAUCCUAAGAGCUGUGGUCAGCCGGUCCAAGAGACCUCUGGAUGCACCUUGUUCAGACAAGUCUUCUGAAGCUCAGAAGAAGAAAGCUCGCUAAAUAAUGUGGCUGUGGAGGCAGCGAGAGUGAGAGAAAGAGAGCAGCGACCACCUGAACAAAUGACACUGAGAAACAAAGGUCUGCUGAAAGAUGUGUUUGACACAGGGAGGCCGAAGCACCAUAAAGAUGUCUGUUUGUACUCAGGAAUAAAAUGUUUUCAGUUCUGCAAACACAUCAUGGAAACAGGUGUGUAGGAUUGGCUCUGAGAGGAGCUGCUUUCAGGACCGGAGGAACACUGUGCCUGUGUUUGUGUUUGCCGUCUAGUCUGAAAGAGUUGGAGAAAUUAAUACUGUCACACUGACAUAGAAGGACGUAACAGAGGAAAAGGACAUGGAUAUUGUACAUAUAUGUUCGAGAAUUUCUCGCAUGAACUGCAUGUUUUUGCUCAUUCUUUUGUAAAAUGCUUUUAUUAUAUUGCAUGUAUGGAUCAACAGAUGUGUUAUUUUACAGCUUAUAGAAUUACUUUUGUUAUGAGAGAAGGUAGGGAAGGUAAAAAAGUCAUGUAGAACACUGAAAGUGAUGUUUCUGUAUCAAAGAGUAUUGUGUGCAAAAGUUUAAAGCAAAUAAAUUAGAACUGAAGCCUGUA
Micropterus salmoides (largemouth bass) is the source of this 1129-nucleotide messenger RNA. RefSeq names its product endothelin-2. Lineage: Eukaryota; Metazoa; Chordata; Actinopteri; Centrarchiformes; Centrarchidae. Bases 64 to 543 code for a protein of 159 amino acids. The transcript is spliced from 5 exons. Gene Ontology annotation, biological process: vein smooth muscle contraction; intracellular calcium ion homeostasis; regulation of vasoconstriction. The record is from RefSeq and is a predicted model, not a curated record. Gene Ontology annotation, cellular component: extracellular region. Gene Ontology annotation, molecular function: endothelin B receptor binding; hormone activity.